Molecule: messenger RNA, 6263 nt
Organism: Onychostoma macrolepis
Lineage: Eukaryota; Metazoa; Chordata; Actinopteri; Cypriniformes; Cyprinidae
Gene: epha3
Product: eph receptor A3
Exons: 18
Coding region: 205-3120 (971 amino acids)
Biological process (GO): protein phosphorylation; cell surface receptor protein tyrosine kinase signaling pathway; axon guidance
Cellular component (GO): neuron projection; plasma membrane
Molecular function (GO): ATP binding; protein binding; transmembrane-ephrin receptor activity
Source: RefSeq, a predicted model, not a curated record
AGGGAAGCUCCCGGUGAGAACUGAGAAGAGAGAGAGAGAGAGAGCGCGAGAAAGAGAGAGAGAGAGACUCCUCCUCGUCUCCGGUGUCAAACUUGACAUCAGCCUCUGAGCCGAGAAUGGUAACUUGUGUCGGAACAGAAGCCCUCACAUGAGUGGCAUGCUUCAUGGAGUUAUGUACCUUGCUUUGCCCCCUCAACUGCUAUCAUGGAUUGCAAACCCUUAAUACUUUUCCUUUUUCUCUUCACGUUUAUUUCCAGCGCAGAAUUCAUUAUUCAUCCGUCCAAUGAAGUUAACCUGUUGGACUCCAAAGCAAGCCAAGGGGAGCUGGGCUGGAUAUCAUCCCCAUCUCAUGGGUGGGAGGAAAUUAGCGGCGUGGAUGAGCACUACACACCCAUCCGGACCUUCCAGGUGUGCAACGUGAUGGAAUACAGCCAGAACAACUGGUUGAGGACCAACUGGAUUCCUCGCAAUUCUGCGCAGAAGAUCUAUGUGGAGCUCAAGUUUACCCUGAGAGACUGCAACAGUAUUCCCAUGGUCCUGACCUGCAAAGAGACGUUCAACUUACAUUACCUGGAGACUGAUGAAGACCAGGGAAGUAAGUUUCGCGAGCACCAGUUCUCCAAAAUAGACACCAUUGCCGCCGAUGAGAGCUUUACUCAGAUGGACCUGGGCGACCGUAUCUUGAAGUUAAACACAGAGGUCCGUGAAGUGGGGCCCAUGACUAAGAAGGGCUUUUACCUGGCUUUCCAGGACGUGGGAGCCUGCGUGGCCCUAGUUUCUGUGCGGGUGUACUUUAAAAAAUGCCCUUUCACGGUGAGGAACCUGGCUAUGUUUCCCGAUACGGUACCCACGGACUCUCAGUCGCUCGUGGAGGUUAGAGGCUCAUGCGUCAACAAUUCCAGAGAAGAGGAUCCGCCAAAAAUGUACUGCAGUACUGAGGGAGAGUGGCUGGUGCCUAUUGGGAAAUGCCUGUGCAACAUAGGAUAUGAAGAACGUGGAGUCGCUUGCCAAGCCUGCCGGCCCGGCUUCUAUAAGGCCUCUUCUGGGAACGUCAAGUGCUCCAAGUGUCCGCCACACAGCUACACACACCAGGAGGGAGCCGUGCACUGCAGCUGCGAGAAAAACUACUUCCGUGCGGAAGAGGACCCCGUCUCGAUGGCCUGCUCUCGACCUCCAUCUGCCCCACGCAAUGUGAUCUCUGCCAUUAAUGAGACGUCAGUGAUUCUAGACUGGACCUGGCCGGCUGACAGCGGAGGCAGGAAGGACAUGACAUUUAACGUGGUCUGUAAGCGUUGCUGGCUGGGUCCCAGGCAGUGUGAACCCUGUCGAGGGGCCGUGCGCUUCCUGCCCCGUGCCACCGGCCUCACUAACACAACAGUAACCGUGGUGGACCUCCUGGCACACACCAACUACACCUUUGAGAUCGAGGCCCAAAAUGGAGUGUCCUCCCUGGCCCCCACGGUCCGCCAGUAUGCUGCGGUCACCAUCACUACCAACCAAGCAGCUCCAUCUGCAGUGACUGUCAUCAGGAAGGACCGAACAUCCAGAAACAGCAUCUCACUGUCAUGGAUGGAGCCAGAGAGACCCAAUGGGAUCAUUUUGGAUUACGAGGUCAAAUAUUAUGAGAAGCAGGAACAAGAGACCAGCUACACCAUCCUGAGGUCAAAGGGCACAAACGUUACACUGAGCGGGCUAAAACCCGACACGACCUACCUGCUACAGAUCAGAGCACGCACUGCGGCCGGAUACGGCGGUAGCAGUCGCAAGUUUGAGUUUGAGACCAGUCCAGACUCCUUUUCCAUCUCCAGUGAGAACAGUCAGGUAGUGCUGAUCGCUGUCUCCUCCGCUGUGGCCAUCAUCCUCCUCACUGUACUGCUCUACAUUGUGAUUAGCAGGUUUUGUAGAUAUAGCAAGUCCAAACAUCCAGAUGAGAAGAGGCUGCCCUUUGGCAAUGGCCACUUGCGACUGCCUGGCAUCAAGACCUAUGUGGACCCGCACACAUACGAAGACCCGAGUCAAGCCGUGCAUGAAUUCGCCAAGGAACUGGAAGCGUCCUGUAUAGCCAUCGACAAAGUGGUUGGGGCAGGGGAGUUUGGAGAGGUGUGCAGUGGCCGAUUGAAGCUGCCGUCUAAGAAGGAGAUCUGUGUGGCCAUCAAGACGCUCAAAGCUGGAUACACAGAGAAGCAAAGGCGAGACUUCCUCAGUGAAGCGAGCAUCAUGGGACAGUUCGACCACCCCAACAUCAUCAGGUUGGAGGGUGUGGUCACACGCAGUAAACCCGUGAUGAUAGUGACCGAGUACAUGGAGAACGGCUCUUUGGACGGCUUCCUGCGAAAACACGACGCCCAGUUCACAGUGAUUCAGCUGGUCGGCAUGCUACGUGGCAUCGCAUCUGGUAUGAAGUAUCUGUCGGAUAUGGGUUACGUGCACAGAGAUUUGGCUGCCCGGAACAUCCUGGUCAACAGCAACCUGGUGUGUAAAGUGUCAGACUUCGGCUUGUCCAGAGUGCUGGAGGACGAUCCAGAAGCCGCCUACACCACGAGAGGCGGAAAGAUUCCAAUCCGAUGGACCGCGCCAGAGGCCAUCGCCUAUCGCAAGUUCACCUCGGCCAGUGACGUAUGGAGCUACGGGAUUGUCCUAUGGGAGGUCAUGUCUUAUGGAGAAAGACCUUAUUGGGAGAUGUCCAAUCAGGACGUGAUAAAAGCGGUGGAUGAGGGUUAUCGUCUUCCCCCACCCAUGGAAUGCCCUGCCACGCUUUACCAGCUGAUGCUAGACUGCUGGCAGAAGGACCGAAACAACCGGCCGAAAUUUGAGCAGAUUGUCAGCAUCCUGGACAAGCUCAUCCGCAACCCCAGCAGUCUCAAAAUCACGGCCAGCACCUCGUCCAGACCGGUGAAUCUGCUUCUGGACAGAACCAGCACUGACAUCACUUCCUUUCACACAAUGGGUGAUUGGCUGGAGAGUGCGAGGACGUUGCCCUGUAAAGAUGCAUUCAGUGGGGUCAGCUACAGCUCCUGUGAUACACUGGCCAAAACCUCAGCAGAAAUCUGUCUGACUGAAGUCAGACCAGCAGCCACGUGCCCUGAGUGGGAGCCGUCCAUGGGAAUUACAACACUUUAAAGCUUAUAGACUGGAUGGGACUUCAAGAAAGUCGGUGUGACGAUCGUUGGACCUCAGAAGAAGAUCGUGAGCAGCCUAACAACACUUGAAACACACUCAAAGAACGGUCCAGUUCCUGUGUAAAAUUAAAAAUGAGCGACGGAAAUGAAAGACACCUAAACAAGAUUGAUGCUGCUUUGGCUUUAACAGACAGGAAAUAGAUAUUAAAUGAAAAGAGGAAGUGGAACUACAAUUCUUGAACACAUGUGCGAAGCAGAACAACCUUCCUGGAGAAAGAUCACGUCUUCCCGGGCACGAGGUGCAAAGACGAUGAGCGCGUCUCCCAGCGAUUAUCGGCGAGAGAGGUGGAUGAACACGGGCCUCGUGUUUAAGAGUCUACGGUCACGCCGCAUGGCUCCUCCUAGAGGACGGAAGCCGGUCCGAUCCGAACGGAUUUAACAAAGAGCUCUUCAUAUGUGGCAGGGGAGCAUUAAAAAGCCUUCAGGAAAAACUUUGCAUAAGCAUCCGUCUUCCUUUUGGAAGGUAGCACUUCAGAGAGGCAAUAGCUUGCACCCCAGAGUUUGGUGGUUUCUUGUAGAAAAGCCCCCUUUAAUUCUUCUGAAGAACGGCAGGAGAAGUACAGCUGGUUACUGUUAGAGCAAUCUGGUGAUGCUUGUUAGGAUCUGACAUAUUUGGCUAUAUAUUUGAUAAUUAACCAUUAAUCUGCAAGUGCAGAGAGCCAUUCUCCAGAAUCAGGGAUGGAGUAGCGGAGACCUUGGGUAAACAUGCCAUUUUAAAGGUUUAUUUGUUAAUGUAGCCCAUGACACAUGUUUGUUUGCACCACUGUGUUCAGAUGAUAUAUGAAUUCAUUAUCAAAUAAAAACAGUACAAAAUAAAGAAAAGAAACUGUUUACUAGAAUCAGUAACACAGACAGAAUAGAGUGCUGAUGUGUUUUUGCAGGCCAACCCAAAAGUUAGUAUCACCGAUAGGACUUUGCCAUUGGUUUUUGGAUUAUUGCAGAAAAUAGGCUCUUACACUUCCAGAGCUAAUUUUAGGCAUUUAACCAAAAGUCCAUUCACAAAAUCCAUGGACGAUGGAAACGGAAGUGCUAAAAUGCGAACUUGUUUCUGAGUUUUGACCUGCAUAUAUAUGUCAUCCCUCCAGGAUUUGGACUCAGAAGUCUCAGAUAUGAUAUAUAUGAGGUACAUGGGCUGUGUUCGAAAUAAAAUAUUAGCUUACUACAUACUGAACACUCCCUGUUUUGUUUAGUAUGUGAAACAAAAGACUUUGCAACAACAUGUUAAAUAAUUGUUCUCACAUGACCUCUUCUUGUUUAAUUCAGUGACAUCCAAUUAUCAACAUGAAAAUAAGGUUCCUUUGCAUUUUUAAUCCAAUUAUGUGUCAAAUUCAUACUGAAAUCAUGUUGACUUGAUUUCAAUUUGACUCGCUUCAACUCAGAAAUGGCUUCACUUUUCGUUUGUCCCUACAGAUCCUCUCCAUUCCAAUCACCUGAUUACAUUCUGGCAACACCUACUUUUCACAAUCCAAAUCAGUUCCCAAUUGAUUAAACAAAGUCCCACCCUCCAUUUUUUCUUGUUGAAUAUCCUGGAAAUCAGAUUAUGUAAAGAAAAUAAGUCGUGAAUGUCACUUCACAUUAAGUUUAACAUUUGGCAAUCAAAUAAUGUGUCAAGAAAGAAAAUUAAAUAUCACUUGUGAUUUUAUCUUUUUUCUAAACUAGUUCACCCAGAAAUGAACAUUUGGUCUUCAUUUACUCACUGUCACGUCAAUGCAGAACAUAAAAGAAGAUAUAAGAAGAAAAUGUGCACCAAAACUGUUUGGUAACCAUCAUUAUUCAAAAUAUCUUUUGUCUUCCACUAGCAAAAUAAAUUCAUCCAAUGUUGGAACUUUUUUGGGUGAACUAUCCCUUUAAGUGCAAACCCCACCCCACAGACGAUUUCAUUGGUCGACUCAAUCAGGCAGUCACCCGUCAAGAAAAGUUCAGACGUUUCAGGCGAUCAGUGCUGUUGACAAGACCAAUGAAAUCCGCAGGGCAGAGUUUGUGCUGAACUGGUUUGAGAAAAAAUAACUCAAAUAUUACAGCUACUAGAAAUGGGAGAUCAAAUCAAGCAUGAUGCAUUGUGGGAUACAGUAUUCUGUGCAGCUCUGUUGAAUACUGCACUUUUUGCCUGGAGAUUCCAUGCAUACAGAACAUUUGCAUACUGUACGCAGUAUAUAAAGUAUAUUAUAUACUUGAGGAGUAGUAAGAGUAGUAUGGUAGUGUGCUAUUCCGUACAUUACCAUGCUCUGUGAUUUCCUGUAGUGAAGUUCACUUUGAGAUCAGGACUACGAAAUCUUCCAGUUUCAUGUGGAGGGUUAUUCAGAAAGGACAGCUGUGUUCCAAUCAAGUAUCAUCAGUUUUCAAAAUACAAGGUUCUUCAUCAUGUAUUAGUUUGAGACUGAAUACGGGCUUAAUAUCAUUAUCCGAAUAUUUUCUUAAGACAUCCUGAUCAUAAAAUCAAAAAAGAGCACUAAUGGUGCACAAAUGACGGUCUGACCAUGUACUGCACUACCUUAUGAAGGAACAGUCCAUUUUUCCUCUUUGUCUCUUUCAUUCUGCCUGUAAAUGUUGCUUUCUCCCCGCUGUUAGCAUGUACAUAUGUGAACCGGACCUGUGAUGAUAGCAGUGGUGACUGUAGAGGUACUAUCAUUUACCCGGCCAUCCCUUUGUACAAAUGUCUGUAUGUAUGUAUAAAAGAAUGAACAAAAUAUCUGUGCAGCCUUUACAAAACUCAUUUGUAUGAUAUUUUAUGUUAUUUUGUAUUAUAUUUGUUUUACAUAAAAACAAUUAUAAUGACUUAUUAUUUAUUUCUUAACAACAAACCACCAUACACAGUGCAGAUUUUUUUUUUUUUUUUUUCUAGCAUUCAGUAAGUUAUGACAUGGUUAUGUUUCGACCCUAUCAGUGUUUUUAUAUUUUACUUUGUUGAAGAUAAUGUUUUGAAAAGCAAUACUGUUUUGCGUCCUGUUCCCCUUCUUUAGAUUGAUGUGUGUGUAUGUGUGUGAGUGUGUAGGUGGCCUUGUCUACUAAUGUAAAAUGAUUUGUAGUGGAAACAUUUAUAUUUUUAUAAUAAACAUUCUCAAAAUAUUUUCUAAAGAAUGAAUG